CGUCCCGCCGCGUCCCUUCCCAUGGCCCGCCCGCGCGUGCGGCUGGUGGUGACGGCGGACGACUUCGGCUACUGCCCGCGGCGCGACGCGGGCAUCGUGGAGGCCUUCCUGGCGGGCGCCGUGACCAGCGUGUCGCUGCUGGUCAACGGGUCGGCGGCCGAGAGCGCGGCGGAGCUGGCCCGCAGGCACCGCAUCCCCGCCGGCCUGCACGCCAACCUGUCCGAGGGCCGCCCCGUGGGGCCCGCGCGGCCCGGCGCGUCGUCGCUGCUCACCCCGCGAGGCUUCUUCCGCGGCAAGGCGGGCUUCCGGGAGGCCGUGGCGGCCGGAGAGGUGUCUCUGCCCCAGGUCCGGGAAGAGCUGGAGGCGCAGCUGGGCCGCUUCCGACUGCUGCUGGGCACCGACCCCACGCACGUGGACGGGCACCAGCACGUGCACAUUCUGCCCGGCGUCUGCCAGGUGUUCGCCGAGGCCCUGCAGGCGCACGGGGUGCAGUUCACCCGGAUGCCACUCGAGCGCGGCCUGGGCAGCUGCCCCUGGCUCGAGGCCCCCGCGCGCGCCUUCGCCUGUGCCGUGGAGCGCGAUGCCCUGGCGGCCGCGGGGCCUUUCUCCUGCCACGGCCUAAGGUGGCCUGAUGUCUUCGUGGGCCUGAGCACAUGCGGCCGUCACAUGUCAGCUCACCGCGUGUCGGGGGCAUUGGCUCGGGCCCUGGAAGGGGUGCCCCAGGAUCACGCCCUGACGGCUGAGCUGAUGGCACACCCUGGCUAUCCCAGUGUGCCCCCAGCGGGGGGCUGCGGGGAGGGCCCCGACGCCUUCUCCUGCUCCUGGGAGCGGCUCCACGAGCUGCGUGUCCUCACGGCGCCCACACUGCGGGCCCGCUUUGCCCAGGACGGUGUGAGGCUCUGUGCUCUCAAGGAUUUGCAGGCCAAGGAGCCCUUCCACAGGGUCCCUCAUGAAGCCACGCUGGAUACCUUUCCAGAACCUUCCCAACCCUGAGGGCUGAUAAUCGGCCAACAAACCGUAGAACUCAGGAAGGGGCUGCAGAAGGUGGAGCCCAGAAGCAAGGCCUAGAGCAAGUUGUGGGACUAUGGAGG
This is a messenger RNA of Suncus etruscus (white-toothed pygmy shrew), 1091 nucleotides long. It is a transcript of the gene YDJC, whose product is annotated as YdjC chitooligosaccharide deacetylase homolog. Bases 22 to 993 code for a protein of 323 amino acids. Gene Ontology annotation, biological process: carbohydrate metabolic process. The transcript is spliced from 5 exons. The record is from RefSeq and is a predicted model, not a curated record. Gene Ontology annotation, molecular function: deacetylase activity. Lineage: Eukaryota; Metazoa; Chordata; Mammalia; Eulipotyphla; Soricidae.